Molecule: messenger RNA, 723 nt
Organism: Ectocarpus siliculosus
Lineage: Eukaryota; Phaeophyceae; Ectocarpales; Ectocarpaceae
Source: the annotation of a GenBank genome assembly
AUGGUGGUGGAUCCCUGCGAUGAAGACUACGCCUACCUUAGCUUGACGGUGGCCCGCUAUGCCAAGGAGGAUGCACUUGGGAAAUACAUGGCGCUCCUCACGCUCUCUCCCAUAUACCUGGCCGUAGCGUAUAUGACCCUUGUGGUGGUGCGGCGGGACCUCCAGGUGUUCGUCCUCGCCGUGGGGCAUCUGGUAGACCUCGUCGUCAACAAGGCCCUCAAGACUUGGAUCGCUGAGGCGAGACCGCCAGGCUGCAUCAACACAGGCCACGGGAUGCCUUCGAAUCACUCCCAGUACAUGUUCUUCUUCGCCAGCUUCGUGUCGCUGUACCUGUGGGGCAGGGUUUCUUUUUCGGCGGAGGCGAAGGUCGGUUUGACGUCCGUCCUGGCCGGCUGGGCGGCGUCGGUUGCGUACUCGAGGAUGUGUCUGCAGUGCCACACGCUGAAGCAGGUAGCCGUAGGUGCCGCCGUUGGUACCACCACGGGCGGAUUGUGGUACCUCCUGUACUCGAAGGUUUUGUUGCCGUUGCUCCCGCGCGUGGCAAAGUGGCCGAUAAGCCGGGCCUUGUACGUGAAAGACUACUCGCAGGUAUCGAACGUGCUUGCUUUCGAGCACGAUGCGCUGUACGGAGACGGCGGUGGCGAGACCGUCUUUACGGGCAGCAGCAGCCGCGGCGGGGUGCGAGCGAGCGACCACGUAGACGCUUCGAGGAAGGUCCGCUGA